Messenger RNA from Penicillium brevicompactum, 894 nucleotides. Its product is annotated as ferritin-like domain-containing protein. The record is from RefSeq and is a predicted model, not a curated record. The transcript has 4 exons. Lineage: Eukaryota; Fungi; Ascomycota; Eurotiomycetes; Eurotiales; Aspergillaceae. The coding region runs from base 1 to 894 and encodes 297 amino acids.
AUGAAGGUCAGCAGUUGUGCAUUACUUGGAGCUGCUUUUGGCACUGUCCAAGGCGCGCCAAUUAUUAAGAAACGUGCAAUUAAUGACGCUACAAUUCUUAACUAUGCAUUGACGCUUGAGCAUCUCGAAGCGACUUUCUAUCAGCAGGGCCUACAAAACUAUUCUCACGAGGCCUUUUUGAAUGCUGGGUUUCCGGACCCCUUCUACGCAAACUUACAAGAGGUUGCUUCGGACGAGCAGAAUCAUGUGAAGUUCCUAACAAGCGCGCUAAGUGCUGCGGGUUCCCCAGCUGUUGCACAGUGCAGCUACUCAUUCCCAGCGACCGAUCCAAAGAGUUUCAUUUCACUUGCCAAUGUCUUAGAGGGGGUUGGAGUUAGUGCCUACCUUGGGGCGGCUGCUUCCAUUGCCAAUAAGACAUACCUCACCGCGGCAGGGAGUAUCCUCACUUCAGAGGCCCGCCACAAUGCCUACCUUCGCGCAGCACUAGGCCAGAUCCCUUUUGCGCAGCCUUUCGAUAAUCCUCUUGAUUUCAAUGAGGUUUACACCGUUGCCUCGCCUUUCAUUACUUCGUGCCCUUCGAGCAACCCGCAGCUUCCAGUGAAGGCCUUCCCAUCUCUGACAAUGGUACCCAGUGGGAAUGUCAUGAACGGAUCCACAGCGACUUUGGUAGCUGGUACCGGCUUCAACACCACAAGUAGUUCAAACUUGUCAGCUGCAUUUAUCACGGUCAUCGGGCCUGUCUACGCGCCUCUCAAGUCCGUGGGUAACGGUCAUUUCGUCGUGACUAUUCCUGGAGGUGUCGCGGGUCAGAGUUACAUUGUCUUGACGACUAGUAUGAGCGGCGUGAGUGACGACAAUAUCGUGGCUGGUCCAGCCAUCGUUGAAGUUAUGUGA